Necator americanus (New World hookworm) is the source of this 1929-nucleotide messenger RNA. RefSeq lists its product as uncharacterized. The transcript has 20 exons. Gene Ontology annotation, molecular function: pseudouridine synthase activity; RNA binding. Gene Ontology annotation, biological process: pseudouridine synthesis. The coding region runs from base 1 to 1929 and encodes 642 amino acids. The record is from RefSeq and is a predicted model, not a curated record. Lineage: Eukaryota; Metazoa; Nematoda; Chromadorea; Rhabditida; Ancylostomatidae.
AUGAGACGCCCUCCAGUUAUACAGUUAAUUCAGAAGUGUCACUGCACAGAAGGACCAUCAACUGGUCCAACUCGUCGCAUAUCGCAGCUUCUUCGAACAGCCACUCAAACGAAGAACUUUUCAUACAUUGAUCAGCUCACUAAUUAUUUAAAGAAUAAUUUCGUAUUACAUGAGCCAGGCCGAUUCCUUAUCGUUCCCAAGCCAUAUGGUGUUUCUUGCGUAGGCAUAUCUCAGAAAGAAGGAGGAGUUUUUGAGAAUAGUGUUUAUAACAGGAAAGAUGCUGAUGAACUGCCUACGAAGAAACUCAUUGAUCGAAGUGUGACUAUUUCGGAAUGCAUUCCAGGACUCGCACAGUUUUUCAAUGAGCCAAAUCUAUCAUUUUGCACCGGACUGAAAAGAUAUCUUUCUGGAGCGAUCGUGCUGCCUGCCAACAAAAUUGACUUUGAAAACGUUAAAAAGAGUAUCAAAUAUGCAGUAGCAAAGCCAUCCGACUGCAGAUAUCACUACAAUGCCGUAGCAAUUCUCGUGGGAUCACCACCAUCGACUACGGGCACUUUGGCAGGAUACGCCACAUUUCAGUCAAACGGAAAGGUGUCUGAGUACAUCUUCGUGGAGGGACCAAGUAAUGUGCGCGCUCGAACAGGAAAAUUUGCAGUAGCUGGAUCUAUGGAGUGGCGGGUACUGGCCAAAAAGCACGGAUGCUCACUUGUAGAAUUUUCAGUAAAUAAAUUUGCUCGUCAUCUACCGCGUCUGAUGUUUUCGCAUCUUCUAUGUCCGAUUCUCGGAGAUGAACUCUACUGCAGUCGUUUGAUUGAAAUUGAUGGAAAACCUGCAACGCUUCAACCGAAAGAUAUGCGUCGUGCUCAAAACAGACGGUACUUCCCGAAAGCUCUGACUGAUCAUUUCGGUGUAACUGCUUUGGAGUUACAGAAGUCGAUGCCUCUUUACUGCCACGUUCAUUCAACGAUUUUCCCUCGUUUUGGUUGGAUUAUUGGCCGACCGAAGAGUGAGCAGGAUGUUGCGGAUCUCUAUGCGAACAUACCACCUCCUCAGCAUUUUCUCGCUAUGGUGGAGGCGUUGGGAAUGAGUGACAGUUUAGCGAAAUACCUCCAUGAAGAUGAAAUAGAAGAUAUAGCACUGUUUCUGUUGGGAAAAAUAUGUUUCGACGUUGCCCGUUUUCGACGGUGCUUGAAUCUUGGCAUGUUGAACAUCGUUGUCGGCUUUUUCUAUAUUGUUUUUUUUUUCUUCAUACAACAUUGUGGCCACCAUUAUUAUCUGACAUGUGUCUGUACUGAUUGGCACCAGUUGGGCGGCAAAUCAAAGCGAUCGAUUCUCGAUGCUCGAUUGACUUAUACGUCGGCAGGAUUGCUCGGGGCUAUGACCUACCGAGUUCCCGCCAACACAGUCCUUCGUGUCAUUAUCAUAGCAUCUGCGGUGCUUGCAACAGAUGUGAAACUUGAUUCCCGCCAAAUUUCCGUCCACUGUUGCCCACACGAGAAGGCAGAAUGCUGUGAGGAUGUUAUCGAAAAAAGGCUACCGCUUAACUGCUCAAUGAAUUUUGAAGAUCUUUUGUCCGCAUCCAACUGUAUCCAGAAGGAAAUCUAUGGAGCAAAGAGCAUAGAAUUUGCAAGGAUCGAGGACGUCGAAUGUUGUCGGGUUUUUUCGAACGAAGCGAAAGAUCCAGCUGAAAUAUGCCUAUCAACAUGUAUUCGCGUGCUUCGUUCACCAUCUCUGCGAUCAAUCGAUAAGCUAAGAACAAUGAAAACCUGUCGACCUAACAACAAGGACUACAGUUGUUUUCGAAGAUGUCAGUCUUUUCUAAAAUCCAGGAACAGCACCUCCAUCAAGUUCCCCUAUCUAGCCGUUUGUGAUCUUGCUGAUCGUCUAGAGACCGGGGUGUUAUAUAUAGGUCCUGAGGUGAAGGACUAA